AGAGAUUGUUUCCCAAGUCUACACCGCCAUUGCUUUCCCCUCUAAAUCCCUCGUCAGGUCGUCUUUCUCGGGAUAUUUUUAUCUGCUUUAGGGUUUCUUUCGUCCAGAUCGUAUCUUGCCCAGUUACUUCUGCAGAUUUUUAAUGGUUAAAGCGUAUAGACAAGAGCAUGUAUUCAAGCACCCGUGGGAACGGGUGAGUUCUGCCUCGUGGAGAAAAUUUGCCGACCCUGAAAACAAACGCAUCCUCUCUCACAUCCUCGAGGUCGACACUUUGAACCGAAAACUUGACACUGAAACUGGGAGACUCUACACGACACGAGCCCUUACCAUCCAUGCUCCUGGACCAUGGUUCCUCCGCAAGAUCGUGGGUCAGGAUAUCUGUCACUGUGUGGAAUCCACAGUCGUGGAUGGAAAAUCGCGUUCUAUGCAGCUCACAACCAAGAACAUUAGUCUUCAGAAGUUCAUCGAAGUGGAGGAGAGAAUAAGGUAUGAUCCACAUCCCGAAAAUCCGACGGCUUGGACAAUUUGUAGGCAGGAGACGAGCAUUCGGAUCAAACCCUUGUCGGCUUUGGCCUCAAUGGCCGAGAAAGUUGAGCAGAAGUGCGCCGAGAAAUUCAUGCAAAACAGUGCCAAGGGUCGGGAGGUUAUGGAGAGGAUUUGCAAGUAUCUCGAAGCAGAAUCUUCGGGAAUCUCGAUCCAAAGGUUUUAAACUCUCUUCAAAGAUUUUGUAACACUUUAGCACUUCGCUUCCGAUCAUUGGAAUAACAAAUACAGGGGAAUAUGAUGAACCUUUGAAGUUUGAUGUAAUGUUCAAUUAUACCAUCUAAAGGUAAAGGAUGUAAUACCAAAUCAUAAAUUCGUGGCUA
Tarenaya hassleriana is the source of this 866-nucleotide messenger RNA. RefSeq names its product protein slowmo homolog. The transcript has 3 exons. NCBI's taxonomy places the organism in Eukaryota, Viridiplantae, Streptophyta, Magnoliopsida, Brassicales, Cleomaceae. Gene Ontology annotation, biological process: phospholipid transport. Gene Ontology annotation, molecular function: phosphatidic acid transfer activity. Gene Ontology annotation, cellular component: mitochondrial intermembrane space. Bases 143 to 709 code for a protein of 188 amino acids. The record is from RefSeq and is a predicted model, not a curated record.